AUGGGUGAAAUAUUACUAUUAUUGCAUUAUUGUAAUUUAUGUAAGGCAUUGUAUUGUAUUGAGCGGAAAUGUAAUUUUAAGAUUGCCAACUCAGAGCAUGUACGUAUUGAGUCAAGUGCUCUGGCCGAGUUGGUGGGCAUCUGCGCACUCGACUUACGCUCGUCUAUAAACGCGUUGCAGUUCCUGUCGAUUCAGUCAGAUGCACAUUCAAUCGACUUCAGUGCCGUUCAAAAGUACGGUGAGCGAGAAUCGCAUGUCGGUGAGAAGUCGUUGUUUGAUGGAUGGGCAUCGGUGUUCGAGAUGGGACGUCAUAUGGAUGGUCAUGGUAAAGUGCUGGAAUUGAGCGCACGUCUACAACGAGUUCAGACGAUCACUCAACGCUUUCAGUCGGAAUCCGAGAAAUUUCAUUUGGGUCUAUUCAGCAACUACCUAUCAGCUCUGUCCGGAAUGCAUCGUGUCCCAUUGCUGAAAGAUGUCACUGAACUGUUCAGUGAAUACGACCAAUUGAACAGUCUAAUGAUGCAUUCACAAAACUAU
Molecule: messenger RNA, 537 nt
Organism: Anisakis simplex (herring worm)
Lineage: Eukaryota; Metazoa; Nematoda; Chromadorea; Rhabditida; Anisakidae
Source: the annotation of a GenBank genome assembly